CCGCCGGCGCCCCCCAGAGGCGCGGCCGCCCCGUCGGCGUCGCAGCGCCGCAAGCGCACGUCGUUCAGCGCGGAGCAGCUGCGGCUGCUGGAGCUCGUCUUCCGCCGGACCAUGUACCCCGACAUCCACCUGCGCGAGCGCCUGGCCGCGCUCACCCUGCUGCCCGAGUCCCGGAUCCAGGUGUGGUUCCAGAACAGGAGGGCCAAGUCACGGCGGCAGAGUGGGAAAUCCUUUCAGCCUUCAGCCAGGCCCGAGCUUUUCCUCCACCACGCUGCUCGUGGGACCCACCAGAAAUGUUUGAAGCCCCAGCUGCCUCUUGAGGUAGACGCGAGCUGCCUGCCUGAUCCCAACAGGGUUGGAGGGGGCAUCUCUGACCCUGGCUCCCGAGGUCACCGGUUUGAAACCUAUUCUCCUCUCUCUGAAGACCUUGGUUCAAAGCUGGACUCCUGGGAGGAACACAUCUUUUCUGCUUUUGGUAACUCUUGAGGAUUCUGGGAGAAUUCAGGAUAAGCUCAGAGGAGCCGUGACUGACAGCCAGG
Molecule: messenger RNA, 539 nt
Organism: Ceratotherium simum simum (southern white rhinoceros)
Lineage: Eukaryota; Metazoa; Chordata; Mammalia; Perissodactyla; Rhinocerotidae
Gene: MIXL1
Product: Mix paired-like homeobox
Biological process (GO): endoderm development; hematopoietic progenitor cell differentiation; endoderm formation
Molecular function (GO): RNA polymerase II cis-regulatory region sequence-specific DNA binding; DNA-binding transcription activator activity, RNA polymerase II-specific
Source: RefSeq, a predicted model, not a curated record